UACUGAGUGAGCUGUGAUUGGUCACAGCUUGUCACAUGGUACAAGGCUGUUAUUUCACACGUAGUAAGCAAUGAUGUCACAAGUGACAUCUUGCUUACUACUUUGCAUGUGAUCACUGAUUGACCAAUCAGUGAUCACAUGAUCGGGGCCUCAUACAGAGGUCCCGUCCGACGAUCGGGGAGCGCGCACAAGCAGGGUGCGGGGAGGCCGUUUAUAAACGGCCACCCGACCCUGCAGUGCCACCCUCCGGCCGUUUAUAUACAACGGCCGGUCGGGAAGUGGUUA
This is a messenger RNA of Staurois parvus, 285 nucleotides long. Lineage: Eukaryota; Metazoa; Chordata; Amphibia; Anura; Ranidae. The record is from the annotation of a GenBank genome assembly.